AUGCAGUCAAAUUCCUUUUAUUUUUAUUUUUUUUUCCUCCAAAAAUUUGGUAUUACAGCGCUGCACGUCGCGGCGGGGCCAGCAAGCCGGCCGCCGUACGGCGAGACCUUCUUCGGCCGCCCCACCGGCCGCGCGUCCGACGGACGGCUCGUCAUCGACUUCCUCGUUGAGGCGCUGGGCGUACCCCAACCGACGCCGUACCUCGCCGGGAAGACGGCGGCGGGUUUCUUGCGCGGUGUGAACUUCGCGGUGGGCGGGGCGACGGCGCUUGACCCGGAGUUCUUCGAGAGCAGAGGGCUCAAGCCGUUCGUGCCGGUUUCUCUUAGGAACGAGACCAGCUGGUUCAAGAAUGUUUUGCAGCUUCUUGGCCCAGUUCAUGAGCAGAGGAAGGUCACGGCGACCUCCCUCUUCCUCGUCGGAGAGAUCGGAGUGAAUGACUACCUCAUCGCCCUCGUCGGCAACCGCACCGUCGGCGAGGUGAAGACCUUCGUGCCGCACAUCGUCGGCGCCAUCCGUUCGGUCGUGACCAGAGCGAUCGCUGCCGGCGUAGGCACGGUGGUGGUCCAGGGGAUGAUACCGCUCGGCUGCGAGCCGCAGCUGCUCGCGCUCUACCAGGGCGUCAUCGACGCCGGUGGCUACGAUCCGGAGUCCGGCUGCCUCACGCGGCUCAACGGCCUCGCCGAGCUGCACAACCAUGCCGUGAACCGCAUGCUCAUCAGCCUCCGGCGCACGCACCCCGGCACGGCCAUCGUCUACGCCGACCUCUACCGCGCCGUCACCGACCUCAUCGUGUCGCCCCUCAAAUACGGUUUCAGCGACAGGCCGCUGGCCGCGUGCUGCGGCGGCCGCGGCGCGUACAACUUCGACGCGGCGGCGUUCUGCGGCGCGGCGGGGACGGCGGCGUGCGCCGAUCCGUCGGAGUACGUCUCCUGGGACGGGGUGCACUUCACGGAGGCCGCCAACAGGCGCAUCGCGUGCGCCGUGCUCGAUGGAUCUCACGGCGCCGACGCGCCGCCGACUCUGUCCAUGCCCUGGGCCACGACGGAGGCUGGCCGCCGUAGGAUCGGGUGCGCCGAGUAGUCUAGGCCACGUAGGAUGGUACGCUGGUGGUGCUCAAGGUGGCUGCAGAUGGAUGCAGACAUAUGACUCCUGCAGGCUUAUUGGCGUUGUCAAAGAAAAAAAGAGGCCACAUUUUAUUUAUUUUUAACGACAUGCAUAAUUGAUAUAUGGUA
Molecule: messenger RNA, 1232 nt
Organism: Phragmites australis (common reed)
Lineage: Eukaryota; Viridiplantae; Streptophyta; Magnoliopsida; Poales; Poaceae
Product: GDSL esterase/lipase At1g28600-like
Exons: 5
Coding region: 1-1080 (359 amino acids)
Molecular function (GO): hydrolase activity, acting on ester bonds
Source: RefSeq, a predicted model, not a curated record